Raphanus sativus (radish) is the source of this 1056-nucleotide messenger RNA. RefSeq names its product serine/arginine-rich SC35-like splicing factor SCL33. The record is from RefSeq and is a predicted model, not a curated record. Bases 154 to 810 code for a protein of 218 amino acids. Gene Ontology annotation, molecular function: RNA binding. NCBI's taxonomy places the organism in Eukaryota, Viridiplantae, Streptophyta, Magnoliopsida, Brassicales, Brassicaceae. The transcript is spliced from 6 exons.
ACUGCAGAACAUUCUCGAAUACACCCGACCAGCUUUUUGUGGUGUCUGAAUAAGAGAGAGAGAGAGAGAGAGAGAGAGAGAGAGAGAGAGAGCGAUCACAGGCGAAUUGAGCACUUUGUUUCUCUGGUUGGGUGGGAUACAGAGUGAGUGAUAAUGGGGAGGAGCUAUAGUUACAGUCCAUCACCACCAAGGAGAAGGUACAGAAGCCCAAGUCCCGUGGGACACUACAGAGGUCGGAGUAGAGAUCCCUCAACCAGUCUACUUGUUCGCAAUCUCCGGCUCGACUGUCGGCCGGAUGAUCUCCGUAGACCAUUUGGGCGGUUUGGUCGUCUCAAGGAUAUCUACAUACCUCGUAACUAUUACACUGGGGAGCCUCGCGGAUUUGGCUUUGUGCAGUACUAUGAUCCUGCUGAUGCUGCAGAUGCAAAGUAUCAUCUGGAUGGCUAUGUUCUUCUAGGCCGCGAAAUCACUGUGGUGUUUGCAGAGGAGAACAGAAAGAAGCCUUCUGAAAUGAGAGAACGAUCAAGGGGAAGGACAUCUACGAGAUCUCCAUAUGGUUACUCCCGGUCUCCUGGCUAUUCACGUUCGCCAAACUACAGAAGGAGCUACUCACGUUCGCCAGUCCACAGGAGAAGCUACUCACGUUCGCCAGUCUACAGGAGAAGCUAUUCACGUUCGCCAUAUGAUGAAAACCGUUCAAGAUCUAUUUCACCGGGGGAUAGGAGGCGAAGGCGAUCGUACUCAAGAUCAAGCACAAGAUCUCGCUAUGAGUCGAGAAGCAGGAGCCAGAGUCCUGGAUACUCUCGCUGAUUUGCUAUAUAACCCAAGAAUGUGAAGAUGGGGUGUGGUCUCUCUCACACUCUGCUUGUUUAGUUCAUGUAUGAAAAAAAUAAUAAACCAUAGUUUGGAGUUAAGAGGACAAACGUAUCUAUGAGUUCCAAAAAAAAAAAAAAAAAGAGGACAAACGUAUCUACUAUCUAUGGCUUGGUUUCCUUUUAGUGACAGCCUUUUGUAUGUUCACGCGUGACAUCUAUGCCUACUUAUUGUGUUGUACCA